Molecule: messenger RNA, 282 nt
Organism: Necator americanus (New World hookworm)
Lineage: Eukaryota; Metazoa; Nematoda; Chromadorea; Rhabditida; Ancylostomatidae
Exons: 2
Coding region: 1-282 (93 amino acids)
Source: RefSeq, a predicted model, not a curated record
AUGACAUGCGAGAUGCGAACGAAGACAGGAGCCCUCUGGGUUUGGAAAAUUAGGGUCGAGAGAGUCAAAUGGCUGGUCGAGAAGACAGGACCUCGAUUUGGAGGCUCGGCUAUAAAUGAUGCGGAGGACGCGGCUGAGGCCAGCGAUCGAUAUCGUCGCGCAGCAGACCUCGGUGUGCAAUUGACCGCAGUGCCAUUACAGCGCACUGCUGUGGAGCAUCCAAGCGACGAGCACGGAUACUUAGUCGUCCCGGGACCGCCCACCAUCGCGCUCUGUCACUAA